AUGGCCAGUGAGGGCAAGAAAACAAGAGGAAGGCAAAGGAUAGAGAUGAAGAGGAUCGAAAAGGAAGAUGAUCUUCUAGUUUCUUUCUCGAAACGAAGAUCUGGGAUAUCCAAGAAAGCUAGCGAUAUGGUAACACUAUGUGGUGGAGAGGUGGCCAUUGUGAUUUUCUCACCUUCUAGUAAGCCUUUCUCAUUUGGUCACCCAUCCAUUGAUGUUGUUAUCAAUCGAUUCUUAAAUCGAAAUCCACUGGAAAACAACGAGCACACUCACCAAAUCAUGGAGGUUCAUCGAAAUAUGAGAAUCGCGGAUCUCAUCCAACUUUUUAACGAGCUUCUAAUCCAAUUAGAAGCUCUGAAGGAGCAAAGCAAGUUGCUCGAAAAGAUAUCUAAGACAAGGGGAAAUAAUCAAGAGUUUUGGUGGAAUGCAUCUCUUGAUGAGCUUGAUGUGAACGAGCUUAAACAAACAUAUGCUUCAAUGGCAGAACUACACAUGACUAUCACCAACCAUCUUAAGGAGAGGAGAAAUGCUUUUGAUGCCUCCUCUUCUUCUGCCCAACAAACCAAUCCCAACUUUGAUACUAAUCCAAGUGGGCUUGGUUCUUAUGCAUUUCCUCCUAGCUAUGGCCAUUAA
Messenger RNA from Prunus persica (peach), 630 nucleotides. RefSeq names its product agamous-like MADS-box protein AGL62. Gene Ontology annotation, biological process: regulation of transcription by RNA polymerase II. Lineage: Eukaryota; Viridiplantae; Streptophyta; Magnoliopsida; Rosales; Rosaceae. The coding region runs from base 1 to 630 and encodes 209 amino acids. The transcript has a single exon. The record is from RefSeq and is a predicted model, not a curated record. Gene Ontology annotation, molecular function: DNA-binding transcription factor activity, RNA polymerase II-specific; protein dimerization activity; RNA polymerase II cis-regulatory region sequence-specific DNA binding.